Molecule: messenger RNA, 911 nt
Organism: Fundulus heteroclitus (mummichog)
Lineage: Eukaryota; Metazoa; Chordata; Actinopteri; Cyprinodontiformes; Fundulidae
Product: thymic stromal cotransporter homolog
Exons: 7
Coding region: 1-897 (298 amino acids)
Biological process (GO): transmembrane transport
Cellular component (GO): membrane
Molecular function (GO): transmembrane transporter activity
Source: RefSeq, a predicted model, not a curated record
AUGCGUCGAGCCAAAUCAUGUGAGACGAUCCCCGUGAUGAUGAGAGUGGAGCUGCUGUACGGGUUGACAGGACUGGUGGGCAGCUUGGUGUCGGGUCACCUGUUCCAGUUGCACAGCUUCAGUUUGGGAAACGGGACCAUCCUGCUGUGUGUGAGCACGCUGCUGCACUUCCUCUGCCUCGUAUUCUCUGGAGUCCUGCUGCAGGUGAGGCGAGGGAACAGCGAGGACUCGGAGGAAAGCUACCACCUCCUGUCUCACGCCUCCCGUAACACCCGUCUCGUCGAGGCUUUUGCGGGGAUGAACGUGGUGAACCUGGUUCUCCUGUUUGCGGCAGCCUUCCUCUACGACUUCGCCGUGGGCGGAGCUAUAGAGAUCCUGGGCUCCUUUGUGCUGAAAUCGCCGCUCAGCUGGACUGCCGCACAAGUGGGCUACGGAAACGCGGCGGGCUGCAUGAUUUUCAUCACCAGUUUCGUCGGCGUCAUCGUCUUCCGCAGAUGUGACGUCUGCGACGAGACCAUGAUCCUGAUUGGCAUGCUGUCUUUCGCUUCGGGCAUCUACCUCAUGUCCUUCGUCACCACCACCUCCAUGUUCUACAUCGCCCGUUCACUAAACCUCUUUGCACUCAUCCCGAUGCCGACCAUCAGGUCUCUGGUCUCCCAGCAGGUUCCUGCAUCCUCCUGUGGCACCACUCUCACCGUGCUGCAGAUGGUUCUGAAGUUGGCCGGCGUAGCCUACAUUCCCACUUUCACCAAGAUCUACCAGAACACCCUGAACAGCCUCCCAGGCUUAGUCUUUCUGGUCUCCAGCAUCUUCACAGUCCUGGCGAUGAUUCCCAUCAGCAUCGUGGGCUGCAGGUCGGCUCAGAAGCAACAAUACGUGAGGAUUCUGGGAGACUGAAGGAGCAGCGCAGA